UGCCGAGGUGUGGGCGCUGGUGUUAUGGAUGCUGAUGCCGAGGGCGGCGAUGUUAGGAAAGAAAGUUGAGUUGCAGAGCGAACUUCGAAUUUCUUAUAGCUCAGGAUGACGCUAGUGCCGGCUCACUUUGGCGGACUCAGGCAGCUUUCCGCUGUUCACUCAUGACGCAUUGCUGUUGGCAAGCUCUUAGUCCUUUGCACCCCACCAACUCGACCAUCCACUUCACUGCCGACAUGCAUCGCGGCGCUUCGAAGAUGCGCCUCAGCAACAGCAGGAUGGCUCGCGACGACCUCAUCCAAGCUCCACACGAGCACCAUGUCACCGACUGCACUACUACCGUCGAGUCUUACAAGAGUGGAGAGGAGCGCCAGCGACGCGCCGAUGCUGCAAGCGCCUUGUUGGAUCUGUACAGCGGUCGCAAUGUGCCGCGCACGGCUGCUCCGCUGUAUACAGUCACAGCCGCUGGCCCAUUCGCGCUUCCGCCGCUCGAUCUGCUAGGCACGCAGAAGCAUCCGAUCGAUUUGAGUGAAGACGAAGAGACAGAGAGUGUUGCGCCAGCGAUGCCUGUAUCCAAGCUUCCUGCCGGCCAAGAUCUGGCUUCUUGGGACAACGAGUUCUUAAUGGAGAAGCACUCAAUGGCCGAGCUCUUCGACGUCGACCACAUACAUCCAGACGACCUAGGCGGCAAACUGUUUGCAAUCCUGAAGCGCAACCCUCACACCAUGCCAGACGACGAGAUCUACCAGGAGACUCUUCGGUGCUACACCCGCCGCAAUUUGCGAUACCCAAAGAAAGGUGGCAUACGCAAACGCGCUAAACUCGCCAAGAAGUUCUGGGAUGGUGAAGACGCUCCAAAAGCUACAUCCAGCACCGCGCUCGACGUUCCACCACCAUACAAUCCGCCACAGUAUCAGACCCACGCUGCUCCACAGCUCAUGGCGCCGCCACCGACCUAUUCACAGCUUGUAGAAGAGAACAAGAAAUUGACGGCUGAGCUACAGGCCGCCAAGGCACAGCUUGUAGAGGCGCAGGAGGAGUUGGGCAAAUGGCGCGGCAGUUUCAGAGCUUUUUGAUGUACUUUGAUGUGCGAAUUGGCGUGUUUACCUGAGCGAAAUUGCAUAUGGAAGGCGUUCUACAAGCAAGCGGGCCUAAAUGUUGGUUACUCCUGUAGCUGAGAAACUAUGGACAUGCGCCGUUUCUCUAAUCCUACGAAGCCCGUUGUUUCACUUUUGC
Messenger RNA from Cercospora beticola, 1233 nucleotides. RefSeq lists its product as uncharacterized. The record is from RefSeq and is a predicted model, not a curated record. NCBI's taxonomy places the organism in Eukaryota, Fungi, Ascomycota, Dothideomycetes, Mycosphaerellales, Mycosphaerellaceae.